CUCUAUCAACUCAACACACACUACUCACACUCAAUUUUUAUACCUAUCUCUAUCCCUAUCCCUAACUCGCUCUCUCUCUCUCUCUCUCUCUCUCUCUCCUCCAACUACUUUCUUUCUUCUUCAUCUUCCUUUUUGCUUCUUUCUCUUAUUAUAUAUAUACACACACAAACACAUAUACAUAUACUCAUAUACAACACCAUAUAUAUAUAUAUACAUCCUUCAAUUUCCCUAUUAUUUCCAUUCUCUCUCUCUCUCUCUCUCUCUCUCUAUUAUUAUAUAUGAUUAUUGAAACCAUGGAAUUAGAUGAUCAAAUGAAUAACAACAAUAUUCUCACGAUGAAAGGCAAACGCACCAAACGCCACAGGCAAAUCUCCGGCGCCGCCACCGCCAGUACCUCAUCCUCAUCCUCAUCAACCACCAUUAGUAAUAAUUCUUCAUUCUCCUCAGAUGAAGAAGAACAAGAUAUGGCUAAUUGCCUCAUUCUCCUAGCUCAAGGCCACCACCGCCGACGCCGCCGCCAUAACAACAAAAAUUCAACCAUCACCACCGCUAAUAUGAAAGGAUCAGGAGGAUUAUUGUUUGUUUACGAGUGUAAAACAUGCAAUCGGAGUUUUCCGUCGUUUCAAGCUCUGGGCGGCCACCGUGCCAGUCACAAAAAGCCUAAACUGAUCUCACCGGAAAAAAUCGCGGCGGUGGCCGCCGAUGAUGAUGAUCGAUUGUACGAAUUAGAAGAUGAAGAAGAAGAAGUAAUAGUAGAAGAUGAUCGUCUUCAAGAAAUGUUGGUGUUCAACACCAAAACGACGUCGGUUAACAAGGGUAAUAAGGUGCACGAGUGCUCCAUAUGUGGAUCCGAAUUCAGUUCGGGUCAAGCCUUGGGUGGCCACAUGAGACGCCACAGACCACAUCCCAAUACGACAACUAAAACGACAAUUAAUUCAUCGUCGUUUCUUCAUCCAAAUAAUAAUAAUAAAGCAAUUUUACUGGAUCUCAACCUUCCGGCGCCGGAAGAGGACAGCCACAACCACCGUGAAUCGAAUAAGUUCCAAUUUGUUUCAGCUCAACAACCUAAUAUUGUCUUCUCAACUCCGGCUUUGGUUCAUUGUCAUUACUAGUUAAUACUAAAUAUUACUCCAAAUAAAAAUCUAUAUAUUUUGUGAAUUAUUAUUAUUUUAUAUCAAUUUGAUGAAUUCAAUAUAUAUACUAAGUUUUGUUUA
Cannabis sativa is the source of this 1214-nucleotide messenger RNA. RefSeq names its product zinc finger protein ZAT5. The transcript has a single exon. NCBI's taxonomy places the organism in Eukaryota, Viridiplantae, Streptophyta, Magnoliopsida, Rosales, Cannabaceae. Bases 279 to 1112 code for a protein of 277 amino acids. The record is from RefSeq and is a predicted model, not a curated record.